GUCGUGGAAAUUUGUAAAGAGUGGACGUACAUAAUGUCUGUUGCAUAUAAACUUGGGGAUUUAGUUUGGGCAAAAAUGAAGGGGUUCAGCCCUUGGCCCGGCCGGGUGACUAUACCUACCCCGGAACUAAAACCUCCCAAAAAGGCCAUGAAUGUCCAAUGCAUUUACUUUUUUGGAACUAAUAAUUAUGCUUGGAUCGAAGAGCAUAACAUCAAACCCUACCAGGAGCACAAAGAACAGUUGAUCAAGUCCUGCAAGACCGCUGCGUUCAAAGACGCCGUCGCCCAAAUUGAAGAGUACAUUGAAAACCCUGAGAAAUUCGGUGAUUUCGAUGAACACGUCCGCAAUCCUGAAGAGGAGUUCGACAAAUUGAAGGACGAUAUGAAAGAGGACAGCUCCGAUGAGAAAGCUGGAGAAGAGAAUGUAACCCCUGACGUUAAGAAAAAGAGCGCUACGCCUAAGAUUCGUUUGGGCAUUUCAAAGGUGAAAUCAGUAAAACGCUCAUCAUCAGUCGGUAUGAAGGGGACUCCUCGUAAGAAGGUCAAGAGUCUCUCCCGCUCCUUUACCGAUUCUGACACAAACGAGAAACCGUCGAUGCUGAAUCACUCCUUCUCCAAGAAGUCCAGCCUUCUGCACCGUCCAUCUAAUAUAUUGAGUCCUGACACUCCACCUCUGGACCUGGAGAACGUAUCGGAAACGUUGCUGGAGAAGAAUAUCAAGGCAAGUCAGAUGAAGUUCGGUUUCCUCGGGCUCGGGAUAAUGGGUAGUGGCAUCGUGAAGAACCUGCUCAACUCGGGACACAAAGUGCUCGUGUGGAACCGCACCGGGGCCAAGUGUAAAGACUUCGAGAAGGUCGGCGCCACGAUUGCCGUCACACCUUGCGAUGUCGUUGAAGAGGCCGAUAUUACAUUCUCUUGUGUGGCCGAUCCACAGGCGGCGAAAGAGAUGGUGUUCGGUAACUGCGGAGUGCUUCACUGUCCGUCCUUAGAAGGCAAAGGAUAUGUAGAGAUGACCUCCAUAGAUGCUGAUACGUCACACGACAUCGUCGAAGCCAUCAGUGGGAAGGGAGGCAGAUAUCUUGAGGCUCAAAUCCAAGGCUCAAAGACGCAAGCAGAGGAGGGCACGCUGAUCGUGCUGGCGGCGGGCGACCGGUCCCUGUUCGACGACUGCCAGUCCUGCUUCAAGGCGAUGAGCAAGAACUCCUUUUACCUCGGUAGCGAGAUCGGCAACGCGUCGAAGAUGAACUCCGUGCUGCAGGUGGUGGGCGGCGUGUCGCUGGCGGCGCUGGCCGAGGGGCUGGCGCUGGCGGACCGCGCGGGCCUGAGCCAGGCCGACCUGCUGGACGUGCUGGCGCUCACGCCGCUCGCCUCGCCGCACCUCAUCCUCAAGGGCCGCGCAAUGAUCGAGUCGUCGUACUCCACGCACCAGCCGCUGACUCACAUGCAGAAGGACCUGAAGCUGGCGCUGGGGCUGGGUGACGCGCUGGAACAGUCGCUGCCUCUCACGGCCACCACUAACGAGAUCUUCAAGCACGCCAAGCGGCUCGGGUACGCCAACCAUGACGUGGCCGCGGUCUAUAUACGCGCUAGGUUCUGA
Melitaea cinxia (Glanville fritillary) is the source of this 1596-nucleotide messenger RNA. RefSeq names its product putative oxidoreductase GLYR1 homolog (gene Ndf). Gene Ontology annotation, molecular function: oxidoreductase activity, acting on the CH-OH group of donors, NAD or NADP as acceptor; NADP binding; NAD binding. The record is from RefSeq and is a predicted model, not a curated record. The transcript is spliced from 12 exons. NCBI's taxonomy places the organism in Eukaryota, Metazoa, Arthropoda, Insecta, Lepidoptera, Nymphalidae. The coding region runs from base 34 to 1596 and encodes 520 amino acids.